Molecule: messenger RNA, 9991 nt
Organism: Lineus longissimus
Lineage: Eukaryota; Metazoa; Nemertea; Pilidiophora; Heteronemertea; Lineidae
Product: repetitive organellar protein-like
Exons: 36
Coding region: 82-6015 (1977 amino acids)
Source: RefSeq, a predicted model, not a curated record
CGGAUUUGUGCAAAAUGACUGGAUUAAUACUGGGAAUUAUCUAAAUUUGUUGAUUUUGACAGUCUGGGACAAGGUUUGACGAUGGAUUCUGAUGAGGAACGUGUUUCAUCGCCGGGGAGUCCUGAGCAAAUCGAAGAGGGACAAGAUAUUUGCACAGGAGAGAUGGACACGAGUAACGUUACUCAGGAUGCUGAACAAGUCCAGGGGAUAUCUAAGGAAAGUGAUGAAGCCGGCAGUGCUCCGGACACGGAAUGCACUGAUACUGAUGAUGGUGUUGGUGAAUCUGAGGGAACUGAAAUGAGUGAAUCUUCUUGUGCCACCCUGUCCGGAGAUCAUAGAGAAGACAUCGAGCUAUCACUUCCAGCUGGCCAGGAUGGAAACCAAGGGGAGUGGCAGGGUAUUCCAAGGAUUGUUAUAGACACUGUCAGGACACUGACUCCUCUGAGUUCGGUUGCUGAUCGAUGUGAGGAUUUGGACUCGACGGAAGAUGCCCCACCUGAGGAAUAUGCUGAGGGGGAAGGAGAUGAUGCGGAUACUUGUGACGAAGGAGUUGCAGAUGCUGAUGAAGUUAGAGAAGUUGUUGGUGCUGAUCGAGAUGCACGAGGUGGGGUUGUGGCAGAUGUUGAGGAGGUUGCAGAUGUUGUAGUUGUUGCAGAUGUUGGGGAAGUUCCAGAUGUUGAGAUGGUUACAGAUGUUAAGGCAGUUGUGGAUGUUGAGAAGGUUGAACAUGUUGAGGCCGGGGUGCCCGGAAAUGGUGAUGGGACUUCAGGAGAUCAGAUUCAGGGAGAGGAUGACCUUAUGAGUCGAAAACCUGAUGCAGUAGUGCUGGAUACUUCUGAUGUAUCUAGUGAUCAGCGACCACGGACCCUAAUAGCGAAAUCUGGUGAGCUGGUAGAAACGGGUUCACAAACCAUAGAGACGGGUGAAAUAGCUCCAUUUAUUGAUGUAAUCCCAGAGGAGGACGAAAAUAUAGACAAAGAUAGGAAGCCAGCCCGGGAUGCUGCGGUAGUAAAUGGCGAGAAAGAGGGAGCCACUGGCAGUGAAACUCCUGAAACGCCAGUACCUGGGUCGUCACAGGGAUCACCAGGCGAAAAAUCAAAACUGACCGAGGAAGAUGAGAUUCGGCGGAUUCUGGAACUUGAGGAGCAGGUCAAGCAGGGCAAGUUCAUUGAGAUGCCAGAGGAUGACGAGAUAUUGAAGUUGAAGUUUGUCGACAGUGCAGAGGGGGUACAGAUGGAGCCUGAGAAGGAUGAGCAUAGCCCUACAGUCAAGCGGAAGUCGGCGAUGGAUGGGAGUGAGGCCGACGGUGAAUGGAGUGAAACGGAGGGCGAAGUCACAGAAGAAGACCUUGCUGCACAAGAUCAGUCAGCUAAAAAUUCCAGCCCGCAACAAGUCAGUGUGACAGCCCCAAGCCCUGGUCGACCACUGUCCUCUUCCAUAAAAGCCAGUAGCUAUCCGAGAUUAGAUAUGCGCCAACUACCAAAAUAUGACCCAGUGGAUUCCAUUAUGGAUAGAAUUGAUGCUGAGCUGCUGCAGAUCACUGGAUAUGGGAGUUUAAACCUGCCCAGGAUGACCCGACCAGACAGAGAGGAGCGCACCCACCUAUCAACCCAGGGUGUCCAGUUUGACUCGGCCGAUGAUUCAGACCAUGCUGCAAGAGGGCGUAGUGACCAGGACACCGGCCUUGGGACGGCAGAAGAUAAUGUCUCUGAGAGGACUCUGACCGAUCGCCAGUCAAGAGGUCUGCUGAGUUCACUUGACAAUAUGACAGAUGGUACAUCAACUUUGUUAGGGUCUAUAAGUGAUAUAGAUUCCAUCUUGAGCAAACAAUCAGAUUCAGGCUCUGUUAAAAGGGCCUCGAGAAAGAAGCGGUCAGGUAACUACCUGAGAGACUCCAAGUCCAAGCCUUUUGCGAGUGAUAUGGAAUCUGUUCGAACCGAAGACUUUGAAGAUAGAUUCAAGGAGGUUAUGAUACAGACCCCAAAGAGUACUGACAAACUCCUCGAGAAGCUCGAGAAGCUUCGCGAGACCCUGGUCGAAGCUCAGCAGAACAAACAGGGGGCUGGCAAAACUAACCAAGCGAGAUCAGCACCAGGCCGGGAACCAAAAUCAAAGCGAGCGUACAUGAUGAGUGGAAAAGAUAGUGAUUUAGAUUCGGUUAAAACGGAAGAUUUUCAAAGGGAAUAUAUGAAAACAGUUGUGCCGGCAGAUGUCCCCGCCCCUCGUCGCAAAAGGGAAAGUGAUGUAGAUUCAGUGAGAACUGAAGAAUUUGAGAGAAAAUAUAAGGAGAGUUUGCUCAAUGUACAGAAAUCUUUACUUAGAGAGGAUCGGGCAAAAGCUAUUCAGGCAGCUGUGCAGGCUCGCACUGCCAUGAGAACAGCACAGGCAGCAACUGGUCGCAAAGGUGUACCUCGGCUUCAAAGGGGCAUCUUAGAAUGUUUUGGAAAUCUCAGAUUGUUUAGCUAUGACAACAUACCGAGUUACCUAAAACCGAAACCGUCCAUCCCCUGGUCCAUGAAGGCCAUGUGCAAUGGUAGUGAGGACACACCAAGGACUGAAGACUUUGAAAACAAUUUUAACAAGAUCAACGUCAAACACCUUGCUGGGGUACCCUUGACGAGUUUUGAUGACAACAUGAUUGAUAGUGAUCUUGAUACAGUACGAUCAUCACAAGUGCGAGACCGGUUACGAGGGUUUCCAGGUAAAGCCCCCAGUGAAAUGAGUGAGGAUGAUAUCUUAGAGAAAAAAUAUAAGGAAUAUAUUCAAAAGAAAAUGGCAGAAAUUUCCGGGCCAUCGCGACUACCUCCAAUCGAACCAAGUCUUUCCGACAUCGAGUCUGUCAGUCAGAAAGAGUUAAUGGAUGGCCGGGAUGAGUAUGCGGAAAGUGACAUUCAGAUGGAGCCACCAGCACCUCAGCCAAGCCGUGGGCAUAGAAGUGCCUCGCCAAAUUAUCCACGUUAUGGUUACCGUGAUGAUCAUGAGAUGUCGACAUCCCAGGAUGAGGAAAUCAAAGAAAGUACGCGAGAGAUCAAGCGGGAAUCGCGGCGAAUCCAACGGGAAAUGGAGGAGGAGCGCCGGAAACGGAUGACCUCUACUCCAGUCGCUCGGAGCGGCAGAAGAUCGACAAGUCCCACCCGAAGUGCCAAGAGUAUGGAACGUUUAUAUUCUGAUCGUUUCCGUUCAUCAACACCAGACGUCUCUCCAAAGAAUAUCGUCGAAAGGUCGCGAAGUCCCGAGCUGUCCAGGAUAGCGCGAAGCCUCGAAAAGAUCACCAAAUUACAGCAGAAGGCGCAGCCAGUUGAAGUGCCUAGUAGACCACUUUCACCAGAUCCACAGAAGCUCUUUGAACAAGAACUGAAAGAGAAGUUCCUCGAGCUCGAGGUGUUGGGUGAUUCAAUUGAAGAAGCUAGGGAGGAGAAGAAGGCUGUGAUGAAAGAAUUGCGAGCGUUAUCUCAGUCGUUGCAAUGUCAACAAGUCGAUGCGAAGAAUGCCGAUCGCUUUGUCAAGGAGAGCCGAGCUAGGUGUGAAGACGCAAGAACCGAGCUGAUGUUGACAGAAUUCAAACGAGACAAUGCGGCAACUGAACUGGACGAGAUUCAGACGGACAUCAUGAAGAGAAAGAAACGGCUACGUGAUCUGGAUGACCAAGUAAAAGAUCACAACGAGAGAUUGCGCGAGUUUGAGGAUAUCGGGAUGAAUCCAGAGGAGUGUAAGCGUAUGAUGGCUGAACGUGAUGUAUUGCAAUCGGAGGUGAGCAACAAGGACGCCCUUCAGAUGGAACGUGACGAACUGCAGAAGACACUGCUUGCAACCAAGGAGGACUUGUUUAAUGAGCAGAAGAAAUAUAGGAAUCGAUUGGAUGCUACAGAGGAGAAACUGGAUACGGCGAUGAAAAGACUCGAAGAAGUGACGACUGAACGUGGCGAAUUAUCACAAAAGCUGAGCAGUCUCGAGCAAAAAUACGCAAAAGACAUGCGCGAAAAAGAGAACACGAUACAGGAAAACCAUGACGAUUAUGAGCUUCUGAGAGGCAAGUUACAGAACGAGUUGCAGGAUCUUCACCAGCAGACGAUAGAGGAGACAAGUCAGUUAAGACAGGAACUCGAGGAAGCAAGCAACAAGGUGGUCGUCUUGAAACAAGAGGUUGAACACAAGGAUGAACUUAAUCUGCAAUUAACGAACCAAGUGAUUGAGCUUCAGACCGACCUCACUAGAGAAGGAGAACUCAGAGACAAAGAAAGUGACGGCUACAGAAAGGAAAUGUCUUCGCUAUUGGCUGAAAAGGAGCAUGCUCUCACUCAACUCAGGGACCAGUUAUACAAUGAGAAGCAAGAAGCCCUAGAUGAACUCCAGGCUCAGUUUGAUGCAGAAAGAAGAGACUUCAUGCAGCGAUCGGAAAGCCGCUUGGCAGAACAGUUAGCUCAACACCACCAUGAACUUAUUGCCCGAGACGAGGAGAAUCAGGCCCUGCGAGAACAGAUCCGCCAAUGUGAGGAUGCGGCCAACACUCUCCAAGAUAAAGUCAGAUACGAGACCAAAGAACAGUUUAACACCCAUUUGGAACAAGAGAAGAAGAACUGGGAUGCUGAACGAGAUCGUCUGUGGAAGCGGGAGCUGGCCAAGAUUGGUGACGAGAGUGCCCGCGCUGUGCAGAAAGCCAACGAAGAUGCUGAGAGGGAGCGCGAGAUCAGCCAACACUUGGAGAAACAGAUAGAUCUCAUUAAACAGGAGCUUGAAGACCAGCGACAGCAGAAUCGUCAGCUCUACAAGGACAAGCUCGACUCUCUGAACCGUGUGAAGGAGAUGGCAAGGGAAGAGAGGGAGACUGAAGUGGAGAGGGUCAAGGGGAAACUAAAUGAGGAGAACCUGAAAGAGAUUGCAAGACUCCGCGAGACGAUUGCCCGAAAAGAUGAUGAGAUUUCCCAACUCAGAGCAGAGGUCGAUGAAUUCCUUGCCCGAGAGCGUGACAACACGUCCUCCGCAGACCGUCAAGAUAAGACGGUGAUCCACGAGAUCAAUGAGGAUUGUAGGAAGACGGCAGUCCUCCUUGGUGUGACGCCCAGGAAGAUCCAGGCAUCGUGUCACAAGAGGGACCCCUCUCCUGCCAGGAACUCCAUUACAGCUGCUCUUGCCAAUCUCCGAGCAAGCAAUGACCAGCUCAGGAACUACGUCCUUGAGGUGAAGCAAGACUUGGAAGGACAGCGUAAUGUGAUGCUGAAGCUGCAGAAGGAGAAGGCCGACUCAAUGGACGAACUGCGGGAGCGAUUUAACUUGGAAAAGAAUAGAGAAUUGGAAAUGCUUAGAGAAAGACUCAUUAAGGAACAUCUCGAUGAGGUGACGCAGCUCCAACGCACGGCCAACUCCGACAAGGCUCUGAGAGCGGCCUUGAUCGACAAGGACAAUGAACUGAGGGAGAUCCAACGAAAUAUGAACACAUGGAAGGAAGACGUCGCGGAAAAGUUUGCCAGGAAAUUUGAAGACGAGCUAAAGCGAGAAUUAGAAAAGCGAAUUCGGGACAUUAAACGAGUUGGCAAAGACAAAGACAGGCUCAGCGGUCACCAGCAGAAAGAGAUUGAACGAUUGGAGAAAGAAGUAACAAGACUAACUCAGGCCAACAUCCUAAACUCAUGCAGCUCAGACUGUGACACGAACACAAUCAAAUUGUUACGCCACCUACAGAACAGAAUCAAAGAACUCCGCGCGGAAAAUACGAGUCUGAAGAGGUCUGCAAUCUAUAGCUCAACAACCGAUCUCACUGCCACAAACAACUCAGGUUACAUAGACAAUUCCAAUGUCCUCAAGGAUAGGACAAAACAGGCCGAACUCCGUGCCGAACUUGCUGAGGACCGUGCUAGUAGGAACGAGACAAUGUUAACUCAGAAAAUGGCCGAAGUAUCAAGACUACAAAGUGCUUUGACGCAUCAAACGAAAGAACUGAUGCAACUGGAGAGAGCAUAUUCACAGUUAUCGCGAAGUGGAGCACGUCCCUACUCUGGAAAUGAUAGGACUUGGUGAUGCAGUAUGCAACUAAUGAGCUCAAGUCGUCACUGCACAGAUAACUGAGAGCAAGAAUUGAUAAAGACGAGUCUUAAUCAAUUCUUGUUGAGAGUGAUACUAGCUGAAACAGUGGAAGAUUUCAACAUUGCUUCGUGAAGAAAUUGUGACCCUAGGCAGCAUCUGAAGAACGAUAUCUCAUACUUGGUGCUCAAUUUGCAUCGGAAGGCAAUAUCAUCAUGACAUUUUUCAUUAUGGAAUUCAUUAGGCAGGAUAGUUCUUGAAAUGGCAAGGAAGUGCUUGUGCCAAUGCAAAAAUGAGCAAUGGUUUACCCUCCAUAAUGGCCUUGAACACUGUGCAUAACACUCAGGAAAUUUUAAAGAAAAGAAAUGAAAUAAGUUUAAAUGUCAUCUAAAUAUCAUAUGCUGUGCUUCUGCGAUUUCAUUAGUUGGCCAGUCUUCUAAUCCUAGUCUGUUGAUCAGACGUGCAUCUGGUAUGCAAAAGUGUUUACUGAAAUAUUUCAAUGCCUGGAUCCCUGAUGAAUCAACAGCACACAACAGUCCAAGUAAUUACGUCAGGAUAUUAUUCCACAAUAUCUGGUGCAUUUUCAAAUAGGUUCCAUCAUACAUGUCAUAAAAAAUUAAAAAAUUAUAUUUUAAUUAUAUAUAUUCUGCAUUCCCUGGUAAAUCUGCUGUGUUGUGUCAUCAACUACUGAAACUAAAUUCCAGUUAUUCACUGUAACUUCUCUCAGAUAUUUUUCUCAUGCUGACCAACUUUCUUUUUGAAGUCCGUCCUUAAGUUAUUGUUGAAAUAGUGUCAAUUAUUCCAUUUUUCAUAUUCAUUUUCUUAAAAUCAAUGGUCACUGACAUCAUUUUGAAGAUGCAAGUAGACUGCUUAUGUAACAGGUUUAUAAUGAUGUUAAAAGAUGAUCUGUUCUCUGGGAGUUCAAUGCUUAAAUCAUUACUAUUAAAUUAUCCCUUAAUUUCUCUUAACAAGAAAAAGAGGGUUCAAUUAGGAAUUAAUUGGAUUAAGUUAUUAGAAAUAGAUUCUGGUGUUUUAUAUUAUAGAUACUGAAUAGGUUUUUGUACGUGUAUAUAUGCUGGUUAUUAUUUUGUAAAGUGCAUGCUUUUUGUUAUAUUUCGUAAAAUUAGGAUGAAAUAUUUAGAAAUUUUAUUGACUUUUUGAUUGCUGUUUGAUUAGUUUUAUGCAUCAUUGAAUGUUUUACAUGAUUGUGAGUUGUCACAGAGCAGAAAUGUCAAGCCCUGUAACUUUGACAAUUUCGCUAUUUAAGCUCAUGGGGGCGCAUCAAUCUUGCAGAAUGUUUGAUGUUGGAACCAUGCCAGAUAUUAGUAUAAAAAUAUUUUUAUCAAGAAUCUAUCGGAGAAUUUUAAAAAUAAUCAUGAAAUAGUAGAAUGAUUUUAAAUUUAUUUAUCGUAAAACUGAUAAUCAUGUUUUAGGAGAUUAUCUGAUGUUAAUCUGCCAUUGUUCCUGGAGAUAAAGAUUAUCCUUUUCAUGUAGAUGUUUUAGCUUUAAUGACUGUGAUAUCAUAGAAAGUUGACCUGAAAAUGAUCAGAAUAGCUUGUGUAUCAAAGUACAGUGUGAUGUAUGUCAUAAGGGUUUUCUGGUCAGCCUUUGGUGAAACAGAGUUUAAGAAUUUUUACUGUACACCGUGAAAUUUUCCCCGAUCUUUUUUUCUGAAAGUUUUAGCGAUGAUGUAUCAAGUACAUACUCCUAGUUGUAUAGCCAGUUGAAAAUGAGCCGAUUCACCAACUGUUAGCUUGACUUCUUCUUGCAUGGAAGCAAUUGUCUGCCUUUAUUUUAGGUUUUGGUAGUGCUGUGUGUUGUUCAGUCCUAGAUUUAAUGCUAUCCAACACCUGGUCACAGUACCUAACCUAUCCCUGUCUUUAUGAAGAGCUCAGCUGCAAAAUACUGUGUGUGCUUUUGUAAUAUUUUGGUGUCAUUUUUCAGCAUACUGAGCAAACAUAUUGUUAUCUCGCGAACAAAAUUCUAUAAAGUGAAGUUUUCAACAAAAUCCAAAAUUAAAAUAUGGUCAAAUUUUUCCCAAAGCGGCCAAAAUUAUUCGAUAUAUGGAGUUUUGUGCACUGAUGCUCUUCAUUUGUAUGUCACCAAAUAGCAGUCUCCUUAACUGCCCCUCCAGCUGAUAACCUGAGAACUAUAACUCAUACCAUAUUUCGUGCUAAGUGAAAAAUCAGGAAGGGGUGUUGACCUCUUUUUGAUCAGAAAUGAAGCAUUUCUUGCAUUCACUUAGCUUUUCGUUUGAUCAGUUGAGGUAAGGUUAACAGUGGAUAACAGCUUUAUGUUGUGAUACUCAAAUAAUAAAAGGAACAUCAUGAAAAUGUUUUUGAUUUGUUCAAGAGCAGUACUAAUCUUGGUAAAAGGAUUUGUCGCCUGUGAUACAGGCUAUAAAAACCCCCGACUCUAAAAAGUUUGUCUCUUUUGAAAUUGACAGCAUGAAAUCACUUGAAACUCUAAAAGCAUCCCCACUCUCCUUCUGUGAUCUUAACUCAUCCUUAUUAUCCCUGCUUCUUUAAUUCUUAACUCUCUCUACCUUUAAUUCUAACUCAUUACUUGACUCUGUCACUCAACCGAAGCUGUGACUACUAACUUUCGCUUCCUUGAUCUAAAUCCAGUUUGUUAUCAGUAUUUUAGUUGGAAGGAAUUGUUCCGUUAUCGAUAAUUUAGUUGGAAUGAAUAUUUCCAUUAUCGGUGGUUAAAUCUGCUGUUUAAAUGUAAUUUUGUAGAAAUUGAGUUUGCAUAGAGCCUUUUAGUUUGUCUUGUCGAAAAGUAGCCAAUUUGAAUUCAGAUAGCAUCUGUGCAUUUUGUAGUUAAGUUAGAGUGUCAUAUCAAAGUUGUAAGAUGAAAAAACCAAAUGUCCGAUUUCCUUUUCAUUCUUACUCUAUACUUCUUUGAGGAAAAGUUAUUGCUUGCUUGAUUGAAUGGGCGUUGUGCCCUCUUUUUGGGUAUCAUCAAUCAACUGGUUUCGUUUCAUCAACAGGCUGUUAUCCAUUCAUUACUGCUGUUUGGUGGCAUGAUUACAAUUUCUUUAAUAGAUUCUCCUUUUACAACAUCUAGAUGAUUAAGUUCGAUUAUUUUGUCAAAACGACUAUGUUGGACUUCUUACUCUCUAAUAUUUGAAAUCAUACAUCUUUAUCCUGUGAUUGACACUGUAGUGACUGCUGUAAAAUUAUAGAUAGCUUUAUUAUUUUUUGUGGAUUGUAGUAUUUCUAGGCAUUUUAGAGAUAUAUGAAGGUACAUAUAGAUCUGCUCGAAACCGUCCGAAUGACUCGUUAGGUACAUGUACAUUCAUAUAUGAUUAAUUAGCCUGUACUGAGUUUUGUGAUGUAAAUUAGCUUUAAUAUGUUGAUAUUUUGGGCAUAUGGUACAAAGUGGCAAACAUAUUCAAGUAGUUAAAAUAUAGAACUAUAAAGUCUCUGGGGGAAAUUUGUCGAGUUUAAAGCGUGAACAUUCGCUUGACAAGGAAUUUCGGUCAAAACAAAAGGUCAAGCUGAAAGAAGUCUCUCAUAUUUGUGGGAUUGUUUUUCACUUGUACUAUAUGUCUUUAAAGGGACAAUAUAGGCAGCAACUAGGCAGGAAAGAUAAAGUUACACGAAGUCGCCAAUAGGGGUCUCUCACAUCUCACAGUAUGUCAAAAUGAUUCACGCUUGUACGAAGAAUGCAUGCUUGUACGAAGAAUGCAUUUAGUGCUGAAUCUGACAUGACCCAUGGCCCUUACUGUGUAUAUUAGUCACCUGAAGAUGGCCAAAUUAGCCCCUCUGCUCCUGCCUAUAGUCCCCCUUUAAAGUUUUAUCAACAUAAACUGUAGUAAUUUAUGCUCCUCUACUCUGUUACAGAACAACUGACAGUACCUAAUCAUAUGUAGCUUAUUUUUCUAGUUGUAUCAUCUUUUGAGAGUGUCAUUACAUUUCAGAAUGCCUCAUUGUUUUGUAUUCUUACUUAACAAUAAAAUUUAAAUAAA